Branchiostoma floridae (Florida lancelet) is the source of this 2982-nucleotide messenger RNA. RefSeq lists its product as uncharacterized. The record is from RefSeq and is a predicted model, not a curated record. The transcript is spliced from 11 exons. NCBI's taxonomy places the organism in Eukaryota, Metazoa, Chordata, Leptocardii, Amphioxiformes, Branchiostomatidae. The coding region runs from base 22 to 2982 and encodes 986 amino acids.
GUAGCGACGACCAGAGGCAAGAUGGCGACUCCAGAAGACAUCGCUGCCCUGAAGGAGACCAUCGCGUCUCUCACCAAGAUGAUCGAGGACCAGAAGAAACAGAUGGAGGAGAUCCGAGGGUUCAUGAAGACGGUGGCGCUCAAGUCUGGGCAGAAGUUCGACUUCAAGGCCAUGAUGACGUCAUCGAUGACGUCAAGCAGCGCGUCCAGCACAACAAAGAAGAUGAGCAUGGAAUCUAAGAUGACAGCAAUCACAACGAAAAUCUCCAAGUACUCGGUAUUUGCCAGCACGACCACCACUGUAGUGAUGACAAGCUCAACCGAGCUCAGCGAGAAGACCUCAGUCACUCGCGCCAAGUUCUCGUGCGUGGAGACGGCGACCGAAGCCGGAGCCUGGUGUGCGGCUACAAACGACGACAAACAGUUUCUUCUGAUCGACCUGGAGUCCGCUCAGCUGGUGACCGGGAUCGUCACACAGGGGAGGAACUCCAGCCCGGACUGGCCGGACGGACCCACACAGCAGUGGGUCACGUCAUACAAAAUCUCCUACGGGCUGGAGAAUGGAGACGAAACGGAGUACAAGAAAGCCAAUGGAGAAGCCUUAAUCUUUAAGGGCAAUGCCGACACGGACACACCUGUAAGCCACGCCUUUAAGACGUACAACGGCACCUUCACGGCCAGGUACAUCAAGAUCCACGUGCUCACCUGGCAUGAGCACAUCGCCAUGAGGGCGGACGUCAUCAUUGAGGAUGAAACGAAGAAGCUGGAGGUGCAGAUGAUGGAAGUGGAAACGACCAAGACAACCAUCGCAGAAUCCGUGUCUGUGACCUCCGUGAUGGCAAGCAGUACCACAACUGUAGUGAUGACUAGCUCAACCGAGCUCAGCGAGAAAACUUCCAUCACUCGGGCCAAGUUCUCGUGCGUAGAGACGGCGACUGAGGCCGGGGCUUGGUGUGCGGCUACAAACGACGACAAACAGUUUCUUCUGAUCGACUUGGAGUCCGCUCAGCUGGUCACCGGGAUCGUCACACAGGGGAGGAACUCCAGCCCGGACUGGCCGGACGGACCCACACAGCAGUGGGUCACGUCAUACAAGAUCUCCUACGGGCUGGAGAACGGAGACGAGACGGAGUACAAAAACUCUAAGGGAGAGGCUGUGAUUUUUAAGGCAAACGUCGACACCGACACCCCUGUGAGCCACUCCUUCAAAGCCUACAGCGGCACGUUCACGGCAAGAUACAUCAAGAUCCACAUCGUCACUUGGCACGAGCACAUCGCCAUGCGGGCGGACAUCAUCAUUGAGGACGACACAAAGAUACAGAUAAAGAAAGAAGAGGAGAAGACAGUCAUUGCAGAAACCGUGACGGAGACGUCAGUCAUGGCUAGCAGCAGCAUCUCAGUCGUUGUAACGACCUCUACCGAGCUGGACGUGCGUUACACCGUCACCCAGGCCAAGUUCGGCGUCGUGGAGACCAAAGACGAAGCCGGAGCCUGGUGUGCGGCUACAAACGACGACAAACAGUUCCUUCUCAUCGACUUGGAGCAGGAGAAGCUCGUCACCGGGAUCGUUACACAAGGCAGAAACUCCAGUCCGGACUGGCCGGACGGACCGACUAGCCACUGGGUCACGUCAUACACACUGUCGUAUGGACUGGAGAAUGGAGACGAAAACCAGUACAAGGACGCCAAAGGAGAACUUAAAAUUUUCAAGGGCAACAAAGAUACAGACACUCCGGUGACGCACAACUUUGCGCAGCUUAACGGCCCCUUCAAAGCGCGUUACGUCAAGAUCCACCCAGUGACUUGGAAUGAUCACAUCUGCAUGCGGGCCGACAUGAUCGUGGAGGAUGAGGCUAAAAAGGCGAUAAAGGAGGUCGCAAAGAAGGAAGAAACAAUGACCGUCAUCGCUGAAAGCGUUACAGAAACGUCCGUCAUGGCAUCUUCAAGCAUCAUGGUCUCCGUGACGACCUCUACCGAGCUGGACGUGCGUUACACCGUCACCCAGGCCAAGUUUGGCGUCGUGGAGACCAAAGACGAAGCCGGAGCCUGGUGUGCGGCUACAAACGACGACAAACAGUUCCUUCUCAUCGACUUGGAGCAGGAGAAGCUCGUCACCGGGAUCGUUACACAAGGCAGAAACUCCAGUCCGGACUGGCCGGACGGACCGACUAGCCACUGGGUCACGUCAUACACACUGUCGUAUGGACUGGAGAAUGGAGACGAAAACGAGUACAAGGACAAGAAGGGAGAACUAAAAAUCUUCAAGGGUAACAAAGACACAGACACGCCAGUCACCCAUAACUUCGCUGAGUUCGGCGGACCGUUCAAUGCACGUUAUGUCAAGAUCCACCCAGUCACGUGGAACGACCACAUCUGUAUGAGAGCGGACAUGAUCGUUGAAGAUCCGGUGAAAAAGCAACUGAACGAAGUGGCCAAGAAGGAAGAGCAGAUGACAGUUAUUGCUGAAAGUGUCACAGAAACAUCGGUGAUCGCCAGCAGCGUUACUAUGGUUUCUGUCACCACUUCCACGGAGCUGGACGUGCGUUACACCGUCACCCAGGCCAAGUUUGGCGUCGUGGAGACCAAAGACGAAGCCGGAGCCUGGUGUGCGGCUACAAACGACGACAAACAGUUCCUUCUCAUCGACUUGGAGCAGGAGAAGCUCGUCACCGGGAUCGUUACACAAGGCAGAAACUCCAGUCCGGACUGGCCGGACGGACCGACUAGCCACUGGGUCACGUCAUACACACUGUCGUAUGGACUGGAGAAUGGAGACGAAAACGAGUACAAGGACGUGAAAGGAGAACUAAAAAUCUUCAAGGGCAACAAAGACACAGACACGCCAGUCACCCAUAACUUUGCUGAGUUCGGCGGACCGUUCAAUGCACGUUAUGUCAAGAUCCACCCAGUCACAUGGAAUGACCAUAUCUGCAUGAGGGCAGACAUGAUCGUUGAGGACGGUAAGCACAAUGGGAGACUUUGA